AUGCAGGCUGCAUUGCACGAGGAAGAUGUGCAGAGAGCAUUAUCUACGAUUACCUCUCUUACCCUCUCUCCACCUGAGCAUAGGCUAUUAUCAUGCUUCGUGCAAGACGCAGUUGAUCCCAAAGCCGCGGCGUUAUAUGUCCUCCAGCGAGCAUCCCGCUAUGGCAAAUAUUUAAUACACAUGGAAACUGAGCUCUAUAAUCUCCUUGAAGGCUGGAAAAGGCUUGUGGAACGAUGUAGAGCGUUGAACUGGCCAACUAAGAUCUCUUUUAGUUACAUCGCCAACCCAAGUAUCAUCGGCGACAAAGUCCUUGGUUGUGGCACGAUUAUGCUGCAUUACGAAGCGAUCAAAAGUAUGGUGGGAUGUCUUCGGCUGGAGUAG
This is a messenger RNA of Pseudogymnoascus destructans, 381 nucleotides long. RefSeq lists its product as uncharacterized. The transcript has a single exon. The record is from RefSeq and is a predicted model, not a curated record. Lineage: Eukaryota; Fungi; Ascomycota; Leotiomycetes; Thelebolales; Thelebolaceae. Bases 1 to 381 code for a protein of 126 amino acids.